AUGAGUGAGGACCCCAAUAUCGUGUACGUCUUCGUCGAGGACGAGGAUAGCAGCGUCACGAUGGAGGAUGUGAGCGAUUGGCUUGGCAUCAUCGAUGAGAUCGAAUCCAUCAGACUUCAGUUCGACGCCACUUCAGGGAGGACGUGUUUUCAAGUCCGCUUUCGGCGAAGCGAAUCGGCGCAGCAGACCGUUCAAUACCUAAGUGGCGCCAAGCUGAAGAACUGCACGAUGAUCGUCAAAUCCAGAACCUUCCAGAAACGCGAGGACGCGCCCGCCGAGCGAGGCGAUACCCACGAUGCCAGCGCAGCCCCAAAGCGGCCGAAAGAGGUGCUCCGCAUGGCCCCCGUCAGCUCGAGCAACAUCAGCGCCGUGCUGCCGUUGAAUAGCAAACUCCCGCCAGGUCUCCAGAUGGAUGCCGUCUUGGCGGAUCUCCUCCCGACCUUAGCGAAGGAAACGCAGUCGUACCCAGGCGCUGGGGAGCUGAUGCAGGAGCUCCUUGUCGCGCAGGCCAAGCUUGCCGAACUCUUCACAAACGUCGCCGAAGUCGACCAACAAAUCCAACGUAGCAACGAAGUCCUUGAGGAAGCCCUAGCCACGCAGAAGAAGCAACCGCGCGACGCGAUUCAUCCGUUGGAUAAGGCAGGGGAUGCCAAGGGGCAGGCUGCUUCCCCGUCUAAAAUAGCCACCUUCAGCAAUUCCACCGGGAUCGCCGCAUCGCAAUGCUCGCCGCUGGAUUUCGUCGUGUUUUUGACGGAACGGUUCGGCCCUAUUUUGCAGUGCGAGUGCCUGAUGAAUCCACAGACGGAAGUGUAUUUUGUAUCCUUCCAGUUUAUGAUGCCGAGCGAUAGCGACGCAUUUAAGCAACGCAUCCAUCCAAGCGCCGCGGAGGGGUUAGAGAAGCGAAAGAAAUCACGUGUGGAGGUUAGUUUGUAUGAGAAGAUUCUGUCGUCUCAGGAGUGGAACGUCUUGUAG
Messenger RNA from Phytomonas sp. EM1, 972 nucleotides. The record is from the annotation of a GenBank genome assembly. Lineage: Eukaryota; Euglenozoa; Kinetoplastea; Trypanosomatida; Trypanosomatidae.